This is a messenger RNA of Ostrea edulis (European flat oyster), 1943 nucleotides long. RefSeq names its product innexin unc-9-like. Gene Ontology annotation, cellular component: gap junction; plasma membrane. The coding region runs from base 281 to 1618 and encodes 445 amino acids. The record is from RefSeq and is a predicted model, not a curated record. Lineage: Eukaryota; Metazoa; Mollusca; Bivalvia; Ostreida; Ostreidae. Gene Ontology annotation, molecular function: gap junction channel activity. The transcript has 3 exons.
AAUAUUCUGAAUCUGACUCGACGGGAGAAUGAGAAUUUGAUCGUUCCUUUUAAGUUUUUACUAAGGAUUAAUUUAAAUAUACCCAACAAAACUGAAAUUGUGACGUCACAGUCUUUGUGUUAAAUUGACCAUCGCAAAGAACGAUAUUUCCCCUCUUUUCCAUAUAGAUUAUUUGUUUUACUGUGAGAUCGUAUGAGGAGUUCGUACCAUCCCGUGUACAGACACACGCAGAACACAGUGAAGAAGAGCCAAAUUCUGGAGAUGAGGUAGACAUCACACCAUGUUGCGGUUCAAAAUAUUGGACCACAUUUUAGGGCCUGUAGGGGUGUACCAGGGUCUACGGUCUGUUCACGAUGACAACUACAUAGAUCGACUAAGUCACUACUACACGGUCAUCUUUCUUCUGUUUAUGCAAAUCACUGUGGCAACCAACGAAUAUGUGGGGGAUCCAAUCCACUGCUUCUGUCCAACGGAGUUUACCGACAACGAGGUUGUUUAUACCAACUACGUCUGCUGGGUGUCAAACACUUAUCAUAUUCCAUUCUCAAAGCCCAUUCCUGCAAGCUAUGAUGUUAGGAGAAAUGACGAAAUAACAUACUAUCAAUGGGUCCCACUGAUUCUUCUUUUUAUGGCUUUCCUUUUCAAAAUGCCAAGGAAUAUAUGGAAAUAUUUCGCGUACACACAUUCUGGUAUCGGGUUGAAAAAGAUGAUAGAUUUGGUGAAAAUGACACAGAAUGACUCACCCCAGGAUCGUGACAAAAAGCUUCACUCGGUGGCAAAAUUCAUUGAUCUGUGGAUGAGUAAAACAUCUCACCACAGGGCAGGCUGUUUCCAAAGCCACCGCACUAAAGUUGCCACCCAUUUUGAAAUAGGAAUUGGGCGACACUUCGGAAAUUAUCUGGUGUUUCUGUGUCUCUUUACUAAAUGCCUUUAUCUGUUGAACGCUGUUGGUCAGCUUUUCUUUUUAAAUGAAUUUCUGGGAAGUGAUAAGUUUUAUAUCUACGGAUAUGAGGUCAUUCAAUCCAUUCUGACAGAAAAUGACUGGUCAAGAACCCAACGUUUUCCAAGGGUGACCUUGUGUGACUUCGAUCUCCGGCAGAUGACCAAUGUACAGCGAUGGAGUCUUCAAUGUGUUCUUCCGGUGAAUCUCUAUAACGAGAAAUUCUUCAUCUUUCUCUGGUUCUGGAUUACAAUAGUGGCGGUACUUACUCUCUUUAACGUGAUAUACUCCAUACUUCUCAUAGCAGUGCCAAACAACCGCAAAAGCUUCAUUAAGAAAUACCUUAAAUUCAUUGACGCUUAUGACAGCGAUAAUAAGGAUUUAUUUACGCAAAAAUUAACAAAACGAUUCGUGGAAAAAUAUCUUCGCUUAGAUGGUAUUUUUCUUCUGAAGGUGAUCACAGCGAAUACAAAUACUGUCAUGGCGACCGAGAUAGUGCGGAAACUAUUCGACAUUUACCGGAAGAGACAGUUCCACAUGGAAACAAAUGGCGUCUCACAUACAGUACAUGGGUAUGGGGAACCGGAACCGCGUCAUCACAUCACUCCCAUUAAGGGAAACGUCGUGCAUCUCAGUGAAGGCGACGUGCCAAAGACAUAUAUGGAGAGUUUUGUUUGAUUAUUGUGUAUUUUUCGUCUGUUACGUGAUCAUACCAUAAUGUACUGUAAGAUCGAUACACUAGAUAUGUAUAUCGUACAUUUAUGGUAUCAUAGCACGUAAAAUUCUUAAAGUAAUUUAAUACUGCAUAUUGUGUAAGUUGAAGCAAAACUGUAAGGCAAGUCUUUUAACAGUGACAAUAUGGGAGUUCAGUGUAUUGUAUUGUAUUGGACAUUUUUGUUGACAUUUAUCAUAACAGUGAAAAUAUCGUUUUUGUAAUCAAACAAAACUAUGUAUUCCUGUUUCAAAAUUUGCUUUUGUGCAUGAUUAAAAAUCUGUCACGGUG